AUGAGCUGUGAGGUGGCACUGUUGUCCUCGUUUGUAUUCUGUUUUAUAUUCUCUCACAAUAUGGACUUUUCCAAAUUCUCUGAUGAUAACUUUGAUGUUAAAGAGUGGGUGAACUCGGCGCUAAGAAUCCGUGAUGAUCGAACGCCUAUUGACGCUCAUGCAUCAAACUUGGUCAUGAAGUUGCAGUUAUUUAUACAGGAGGUUAAUAAUGCUUUAGAGGAAACCAGCACUCAAUCAGUGAAUAAUAUUCCACGAGUUCUAAGGGAGAUAGAGAACAUUCGUCAUGAUGCUUCCCUUCUGAAGGAACAAAUGAAUCUUGUAAAGGAGGACAUUAGAGUGGUGGAGGAAAAUACAGCUCAAUCUAUGAAGAUGCUGAUGGAGAUUGAUACAGUUAAAUCAAGAAUGCAGGAUGCAUCAAGAGCUCUUAAGGAAGCAGAUAACUGGACAGUACUGUCGUCUGAUGUGGAUAAAGUUUUUGAAUCUGGGGAUGUUAGUGCUAUAGCAGCAAAACUGGAAGGAAUGCACAAAAGUUUAACUGUCCUACAAGAUGUCCCAGACUAUGCACAGAGACGUAGACGACUUGAAGGGCUUAAAAACAGAUUGGAGGCACUCCUGAGUCCUAAGAUUGUGGCUGCAUUCAAUAAUCAUUCUCUUGAUGACACUAAAGAAUAUGUCAAAAUAUUUACAAACAUUGAAAGACUGGACCAGCUUCAAAGUUAUUACAUUAGGUGUCAUAAGACAAAAUUGCAAAAGACUUGGAAUGAAGUGCGUGUUGAGGAUCCAAACAGGUCAAUGCUGGAGUGGCUUUCAACAUUCUAUGAUGUUAUCCUUUCAACCUGGCAUACAGAGGUGACUUGGUGUGGUCAAGUUUUUGUUGAGCCUGGAACUGUACUGUGCACACUCAUUAGUCAAACACUAGCUCAUUUAGACCCAUCGUUGUCAUCAUGCAUCACAGAGUUUAUAAAGAAUGAGUCAAACAUCAUUGCAAAGUUGAUUGAGUUGCGACAGGUCACUUUACGAUUUGGUCAUGGCUUAGAAAAGGCAGUCUCACUACAGCAAGACAAAUGCAGCACCCAUGCAGCAAAUCAACUGGUUGAUGUGGUAUACUCUCCUUAUAUUCCUUACCUGUUGGAUUAUCCAACAUUACAGCAGACCUUCCUUGUGGAGCAAUUACAAGCAACACGGCUGCAGGGUGAUGGGUUUAUGGAAACGGCUGGUUUUAUGGCUGAAUCUGUUGAGAAAAUAUUUCACCUGGCUGAACAGGCUGUUGAGUAUUGCACUGAUCUUACUGAUGGUUAUGCUGUCCGUGGUCUAUGCCAUGUUUUAGAGGAGUUCUUUGGGGCAUAUACUGGACGAAUGGAUGAAUGUGUUUCAAUUCUAAGAAAAGAAUGUUCCUUAGAUGUUGAUCCUAAAGUGGAUGCCACAUCCAAUGAGGGAAUCAGUGAGGACUGGACAAUGUUUCAAAAUGCAUUUCGUCUAAUUCAGAUUUGUGGUGAUUUGCUGAUAAAAAUUGAAAACUUGGACAAAAGAUUACUUGCAUCAAUUCUCAGUACUGUGCAAGAUUCUGACAGCAAAGUUGAUGAUGCUAUUGGUGAAAAGACUGCUGCUCCACAGAGACCAUUUCAGUGGUACAAUUAUUUGCAACAGGAGAGGCCCAUUGAAUAUAGUACUUUCAAUGAAUUUAUCCAAAAGCUUCAUUCAGCCGGUGACUCGGCCACUGUCCUUUCAUCCGUUUCUGAUCAAUUUCAAGCUUUGAAUGAGCGAGUGCACAGUUUUGCUUUUGACAUUGUUUUCAUCCAAAUAAAACAACAGCUUGGGCGGACACCUAAACUGGAGGUUUGGUCUGCCAAGUCCCCUGAAUCUGGGGCUGCACUGAGUGAUGAGCUUCCCGCGUUCAGUUUAUCUCCGCUAGGAUACAUUACUCACAUUGGAGAUUACCUCCUCACUCUUCCUCAGCAACUAGAGCCGUUCAUAACACAAGAAAACCCCGCUCUGGAAACUGCCAUGAAGGCGGGAAAUCUUCCAUUCCCGGAUCUUCAAGCUGCAUAUGAAGAUGAACAUCAUCCUGGGACCUUCUGGUUGGGAUCUAUUGCUCGUGGCACCAUGCACGCUUACACAGAGAGUAUCCUGAAAAUCCAUGAGCUGACACCAUACUCCACUCAACAGCUAUUGGCUGAUAUAGAUUACUUCUGCAACGUAUUGGAAGCUUUAGAAGUAACACCAAGUCAAACUCUGACGCACAUUAAUGAGUUACUCAAAGCAACUAGUGACAAGUUUCACGAGGUUGCUCAUGAACUGGGUGUGGAGGAUCGAAUCACCAUGGCAAUAGCUGGAAUAAGAAGCAUCCACUGAUUGCAAUCCUGGCAUUUAUACCCAGCAAUCGGCGAGAUUGUACCUCGAUGAAAGAUUAUAAUCUAUUUACACUCUAUAAGGAAAUGUGUAGCAGCCAGAAGAGAAAAUCACGCCUCAGAGCUAAAAUGCCAAGAUCAAUUUGUAACAGGAUCACCCUUAGAGACACUUGUAAUUAUAAAGGCAGAGAGGGGAAUGAGGAGAGAUUAUGAAAGAGGAAUGUUUUUAUCGUCCUCAAAAAUCACGACUUACUGAACAGCCUAUGUUAAAUAAUUCGAUAGCAAAUGAAUAGGGAGGAAAUUUUAUUUAUUGAAAACCACGUAGAAAGUUUUGGAACCGUAUGUGAAAAAUUAAAAAAAUAAAAG
Molecule: messenger RNA, 2714 nt
Organism: Pocillopora verrucosa
Lineage: Eukaryota; Metazoa; Cnidaria; Anthozoa; Scleractinia; Pocilloporidae
Product: conserved oligomeric Golgi complex subunit 7-like
Biological process (GO): intracellular protein transport; Golgi organization; retrograde vesicle-mediated transport, Golgi to endoplasmic reticulum
Cellular component (GO): COG complex
Source: RefSeq, a predicted model, not a curated record